UUUAAAUUAACCCUUUUAAAUAUAUUUUUUUAUUCUUGCUCAUUAAAGAUUCUUCUGUGCUUCUCACCUGUUGGUAAUGCAUUGCGUGUCAGGGCUAGACGCUUCCCUGCAUUGGUCAACUGCACAAGUAUAGAUUGGUAUCACGAGUGGCCUAUGGAUGCUCUCAUUUCUGUAUCGGAGCAUUUUCUUGAAGACUGUCCUGGCAUAACGCCAGAAUUGCUUGGAUCUCUAAGCCGUUAUAUGGCUUUUACUCAUUGCACUGUAAAUGAGUUAAGCCACCUCUACUUCCAGCGAGAACGGCGUCAUAACUACACUACUCCAAAAUCUUUUCUGGAACAAAUUAGCCUCUACAAUCGACUAAUGGAAGAAAGAUUCCAUGAGCUGGGUGCCAAAAGUGACAGGCUCGUAAAUGGUCUUGAGAAGCUAAAGAAUGCCUCCGAGCAAACCAGUGAACUGAAAAUUCAGCUAGCUGAGCAAGAAAUCGUUUUAAAUGAGAAAACAGAAAAUGCUAACAAAUUAAUUGCCGUAGUUGGACAGGAGACUGAGAAAGUAAGCGCUGAAAAGGAGAUUGUUGCAAUGGAAGAGGCUAAAGUUGCUGUAAUCAAGGAGGGAGUUAUGCUGAAGCAGAAGGAAUGUGAGGCAGACCUACGCAAAGCCGAACCAGCUCUAUUGGCUGCUAUGGAGGCUUUGAACACUUUAAACAAAAACAACCUUUCCGAGCUCAAAGCACUUACCACUCCACCUCCUGAUGUGGUGAUGGUACUUGCUACAGUUAUGGUAUUGUUUUCAAUGGACGGGAAGUUGCCUAAAGAUCGUAGUUGGCGAGCAGCGAAGGCAGGACCAAUGGCAAAGGUAGAUCAGUUUCUAUCAAAUCUGAUUAAUUAUGAGAAAGAGAUUAUACACCCAAACAGCAAGCAAACCGCUUUGGAAUAUGUGAAGCAUCCAAAUUUUGAUCCAGAAAUCAUUCGCACCAAGUCCUCGGCCGCUGCAGGCUUGUGCUCUUGGGUAAUAAAUAUUUUGAGGUUUCACGAUGUCUAUUGUGAUGUAAAACCUAAGAGGGAUGCACUAGAUGCCGCCAAUGAGGAGCUCAGGCAGGCUACUGAAAAAUUGGAAACACUACAAAAGAAGAUUUCUGUUCUAGAGGCAUCACUUUCUGAAUUAACGGACAAUUUUAAAGCAGCAACAGAGGCAAAAUUAAAAUGUCAAAAAGAGGCCGAUUUCACCGCUAAGACUUUGGACCUGGCUAAUCGUCUUGUCAGUGGCUUUGCCUCUGAGAAUGUAAGAUGGGGAAGCCAAGUUGAAGAGCUCAAAAGUCUUGGAGAUACUGUUUCAGGAGACGUUUUAAUUGCAACUUCCUUUAUCUCAUAUUUUGGAUACUUGAGCAAACAUUUUCGCACUGAGCUUAUAGACAAUCGACUGUGGCCAUUCCUUAUGGAGCUGAAGCCCCCGAUUCCUGUUCGAGAAAGGCUUGACCCUUUGCAAAUGUUAAUUGAUGAUGCAACCGUGGCGGCGUGGAAUAACGAAAAUCUACCUGAAGAUAGAAUGUCCAUUGAAAAUGCCACAAUACUUACAUUUUGUCAAAGAUGGCCUUUGGCUGUUGACCCACAGCUACAGGCUGUAAGAUGGAUAAAGUCGAAAUUUGGUGCCGAACUGGUGGUAACAAGGUUGGGCAAAAAGGGCUAUUUGGAGGACAUUGAGAAGGCGCUCAUAUCGGGUAGCACUGUAUUGAUAGAAAACAUUGGAGAGGAUAUGGACCCCAUUCUAGACCCGAUCAUUGGCCGCCAGACAAUUAAAAAAGGCAAAGAAAUCAGACUUGGGGACAAAGAAAUACCAUUUAAUGCUAAUUUUCGCCUUCUCCUACACACCAAGCUCGCAAAUCCUCAUUAUAAGCCGGAAUUGCAAGCCCAGACUACACUAAUCAACUUCACUGUAACCAGAGAAGGCCUAGAGGACCAGUUGCUAGCUGUUGUCGUAAGCAAAGAACGACCUGACCUAGAAAAGUUAAAAUCAGACCUGACAAAGCAACAAAAUGAAUUCAAAAUCACAUUGAAGAGUCUGGAAGAUGCCCUGCUAGCCAAACUAUCGGCAUCUGAUGGUAACUUCCUUGGGGACCAUUCGCUGGUAGAAAACUUGGAAACUAAUAAGAAGAUGGCUAAAGAUAUUGAAGAGAAGGUGACACAAGCAAAGAUUACGGAAAAGGAGAUCAACUUUGCUCGAGAGACAUAUCGUGUGGUAGCAGGACGCGCCGCAUUGAGUUACUUUAUCAUGAAUGACCUCUGUCUUAUUAAUCCAAUGUAUCAAUUUUCGCUGAAAGCCUUCUCCACCGUGUUUGAGUGGGCCAUCGACACCACAUUUGAAAUGGAAAAUGAAAAAGAUCGACUGAUCGCACUUUUGGAUACAGUUACCUUUUCCAUCUUCAACUAUACUAUACGUGGAUUAUUUGAAAAGGACAAACUCAUAUUUACAGUACUUAUGAUACUACAGAUCCAGCUGAUGAACAAAGAAAUUCCUUCCAAUCUAAUGGACUUUCUACUUCGCUAUCCAGCAGUAGUAGAUGUUAAGUCGCCUGUUGAUUUCUUGAGCGAUUUAAGUUGGGGUGGAGUACAGACAUUAGUAAAAAUGAGUAAUUUCCGUGACUUGGAUAAGGAUAUUGUCAGCUCGGCAAAGCGAUGGAAGGCGUUUCUGGAAUUAGAAGCUCCAGAGAAGGAGAAAUUUCCCCAAGAAUGGAAGAACAAGUCACCGAUGGAAAAAUUAUGCAUGAUGAGGUCGUUGAAGCCAGAUCGGAUGACUUACUCUCUUCGCUUUUAUAUUGCGACAACCUUCAGUUCAAAAUACGUUGAAGGACGCCAGAUUGAGUUUUCAAAGUCUUAUCGUGAAUCCAGUCCGAAUGUGCCUAUCUUCUUCAUUCUAUCUCCCGGUGUAGAUCCAUUGGCGGAUGUUGAACAGUUGGGCGAAAAGCUAGGAUUCAGCUUUGAUAAAGGAAAUUUCCACAACAUCUCCCUAGGACAAGGUCAAGAAAUUGUUGCCGAACUUACCCUAGAACGAGCAGCAAAAGAGGGACAUUGGGUGGUCUUGCAAAAUGUCCACUUGGUGGCACGGUGGCUGCCAACACUCGAGAAAAGACUGGAACAGUAUGCGGAAGCUGCACAUACUAGCUAUCGCGUAUUUGUUAGUGCGGAACCUGCCCCUUCUGCAGAAUAUCAUAUCAUUCCACAAGGCAUCUUAGAAAAUGCCAUCAAGAUUACAAACGAACCGCCAACCGGAAUGCAAGCCAAUAUUCACAAAGCUCUCGACAACUUUAGUCAGGUAACUUUGACACUUAUUUCCUGA
This is a messenger RNA of Protopolystoma xenopodis, 3330 nucleotides long. The record is from the annotation of a GenBank genome assembly. Lineage: Eukaryota; Metazoa; Platyhelminthes; Monogenea; Polystomatidea; Polystomatidae.